AUGGCUUUCGUAAACCGGGUCCAUCUGGCUGCACCAUCUCCGUUGACCAGAGCAUGCCGGCAAAGCCCCGAGGCGCCACACGCUCGAAUCCCACCACCACCCGCUUCGGAGUUCACGCCACCCCAACCGCGCCGCCGCGACUCCCCGGAAGCCAGAAGGCCAGAGCCCGAGCGCGUGCCAUCCGUGAUGCGGUGCGCCUUUGAUCCGCAUCGUGCGGAGACAUGCAACGCUCGCGCUCAAACACGGGGUGGGGAUCGAGUCCAUUCCACGCCGUGGAGAGAAAUCCCAGCCGGGCCGCACCGCGAUGCAGGCGCGGGUGGUGGAAUCCAUGGAGGACGCGAAGCAGGCCGUCCCGCCGGAGCCGCGCAGGGUCCUCCCGGCGGCGGGGAUGCUCAAGCUGUCCCUGGGGUUCCUGCUGCUCGGCGUCGGGGUGGGGCUGCCCGCGAUCGGCCUGUUCCUGGCGCGUCACUCCGAGGCGGUGGCGGCCGCCGCGCCCGCCCUGUUCCGGCCGUGCGUAGGGGCGCCGGAGGAGGAGGAGGCGCUGGAGCGGUGGAUCCGGCCCCCCGCCCGCGCGCGCCACGCCAUGGCGGACGAGGAGCUGCUCUGGCUCGCGUCGUUCGCGCCGCGGGCGCGCGGCCGGAGCGGCGGGUACCCGUUCCGGCGCGUGCCCAAGGUGGCCUUCAUGUUCCUAGCGCACGGCCCGCUGCCGCUGGCGCCGCUCUGGGAGCGCUUCUUCCGGGCGAACGAGGGCCGCUACUCCAUCUACGUCCACACGAUGCCUUUGUACCGCGCCAACUUUACCUCCGACUCCGUCUUCUACCGCCGCCAAAUCCCCAGCAAGAAUGUGGAAUGGGGUCAGAUGACUAUGUGUGACGCUGAGAGACGUCUGCUUGCCAAUGCAUUGCUGGAUAUAUCCAACGAAUGGUUUGUGCUAGUGUCCGAGUCAUGCAUUCCUCUAUUUGAUUUCAACACAACUUACCAAUACUUCCAGAAUUCAAGCCAAAGCUUUGUCAUGUCGAUUGAUGAUCCCGGAAGAGAUGGACGGGGCCGGUACAAUUUAAACAUGGCCCCCGAGGUCGAGCUUGAACAAUGGCGCAAGGGCUGGCAGUGGUUUCAGGUCGACAGAGAGCUUGCCGUUGCGAUAGUCGGGGACACGGUCUAUUAUCCCAAGUUCAAGGAGUUCUGCAGGCCUGGGUGUUAUGCUGACGAGCACUACAUCCAAACGAUGCUCACCAUUGAGGCUACUCAUCGCCUUGCCAACAGGACGGUUACCUGGGUGGAUUGGUCAAGAGGCGGUCCAAACGCAGCGCAUCCAGCCACGUUUGGUAGAGGUGAUAUCACGGAGGAGUUCUUGAGGGGGAUUCGAGAGGGAGGGGCUUGUAUGUACAAUGACCGGAACUCGACGAUGUGCUUCUUGUUCGCUCGGAAGUUUGCUCCAAGCGCGUUGGAGCCAUUGUUAGAAUUAGCACCCACAGUGCUCGGUUUUGGUUAAUAUAGUUUUUAUAUAUGUUGUAAUCAGUGCCUCCUGUAAUUCUCUAUUAGGUCACUGUGGAUUACUACAUUGUUGGAGAUACGUCGGUGGACGAAUUCACGAAAUCAUGAACGCUGGCCAAUUCCACUUGAUUGUUUUA
Messenger RNA from Panicum virgatum (switchgrass), 1631 nucleotides. Its product is annotated as glycosyltransferase BC10-like. The transcript is spliced from 2 exons. The coding region runs from base 305 to 1492 and encodes 395 amino acids. The record is from RefSeq and is a predicted model, not a curated record. NCBI's taxonomy places the organism in Eukaryota, Viridiplantae, Streptophyta, Magnoliopsida, Poales, Poaceae. Gene Ontology annotation, cellular component: membrane. Gene Ontology annotation, molecular function: glycosyltransferase activity.